AUGGUGGACAAGAAAGGGAACAUAACGGAGUUGGAGUAUGCCAGUGUGGUAACGGUGGAGCUUCGGCGCGUUUCACCCAUGGCAGUCAUAGACGGGAGAGUCCGCGGCCUACUUGGCGCCCCAAGAACGCGACUGCUCUACUCAACAAUUUGUGAGAAAGGCGAGAGGGCUGAUCUAAAGAAGCUGAGGAAGGCGAUGAAACCCUCGGUGGUGCAACCGAAGCAGCAGCUGAAGUGGGAAGAGGAGCUGGGGAGAAAGAUUGGCUGGGGGAAGGCCAUCACGCUCCGCACCCGCUGCGCGCCCCUCCCGCGCAACAAAUCACCCGCUGCGGGCCUGUCGCGCGUACCGCCUCGCCCCCUGCGCGCCUUCCCCGUGUGUCGCCUCGCCCUCUCCCGCUUAGCACCGCACCCGCCGCGCGCCUUCCCGCGUAGCGCAUCCUCUUCUAAUUACCCCUCCCUCGCCCCCUUUAUCCCCCCUGCUCCCCCUCACUACCCCGCCUACUCCCCCUCCUUUUGCCUCCCUUCUCCCCCUUAUUUGCCGUUGUUCUUCCCUCUCUUUCCCUCCUUCUCCCCCUUAUUAUCCAUCCUACUCCCUCUCAUUUCGCCUCCAGCUCACACCGAUUACCCCCCUUCUCGCCUUGAGUCGUUCCCCUACUCCCUCUCAUUACCCUCCCUCCUCCUCCUCAUUUUGCUCCCCGUCCACCCUCUCAUCGCCCCCCCUCCUCCCCCUCAUUUUACCCCCCUUCUCCCCCUCAUUUCAGCCCCUUUCUCCCCCCCAUAUCCACCCUUCAGUUCUGCAUUAUCCCUCCUUCUCCUCCUCCUUUUGCCCCUCUUCCACUUCUCAUUUCCCCCCAUUCUCCCUCUCAUUACCCCCCCUUGUCCCUCUCAUUUCACCCCCUUCUCCCCCUCCUUUAUGUACCCUUUUUUCCCUAUCAAACCCGGCCCAGAUCGCUCACAAAUCCCCCUUUUCUCCCUGUCAUCCUCCCCCUUCCUUCUCCCUGUUAUUACCCCACUACUCCCUCUCAAAGCCCCCUUGCUCCCUCUCAUUCUCUCCCUGCUCACACUGACAUACGCCCCCUUCUCCGUCUCACUUCCCCCCACGCUCAUCCACAUUCCAGCCCUUCUCCCUAACAUUUCCUCCCUUGCUCCUCCCAACUCCCCCCUUCUCCCUCUCAUUUCCCCCUUGCUCACGAGGAUUUUCCCCCUUCUCCAGCUCAAUUCCCCCCACCUCCCUCUCAUUUCCCCCCUUCACCCCUGCGUUUCCCCCCAUUCUCCCUCUCAUUACCCCCCCUCCCCCCCCCCCCCUUUGUCCCUCUCAAUUCACCCCCUUCUCCCCCUCCUUUAUCUACCCUUAUCCCGCCCCAUUCUCGCCCUCAUUUCCCCCUACUCCCUCUCUGUAACCCCACUGCUCCCCUUCAUUUUCCCCCCUGCUCCUUUUCACUUCCCCCACUUCUCCCCCUCAUUACCACCCUUGCCGCCUCUCACUUCCACCCUUUCCCCCCUUGCUCCCCCUCAUCCCGCCCACUUCUCACCAUCAUUUCCCCCCUCUUCUGAUCCUCAUUUCCGCCCUUCCCCCUUCCUAUUCGGACCUUGCUCCCCGCCAUUUCCCCCCAUGCUCCUUCUAACUUUCAACCGUGCUCCCCCUCAGUUCCACCCUUGCCGCCUCACACUUUCCCCCUUGCUCACUCUCAUUUCCCGCCUUGCACCCUCUUAUUUUCCCCCUUGUCCCCCCCUCGUCUCCCCCCUUUCUACCAGGCAGUUCUCUCCCUGCUCACACUGA
This is a messenger RNA of Closterium sp. Naga37s-1, 1779 nucleotides long. The record is from the annotation of a GenBank genome assembly. NCBI's taxonomy places the organism in Eukaryota, Viridiplantae, Streptophyta, Zygnematophyceae, Desmidiales, Closteriaceae.